Helianthus annuus (common sunflower) is the source of this 1799-nucleotide messenger RNA. RefSeq names its product berberine bridge enzyme-like 21. The coding region runs from base 16 to 1653 and encodes 545 amino acids. The transcript has a single exon. The record is from RefSeq and is a predicted model, not a curated record. NCBI's taxonomy places the organism in Eukaryota, Viridiplantae, Streptophyta, Magnoliopsida, Asterales, Asteraceae. Gene Ontology annotation, molecular function: FAD binding; oxidoreductase activity.
GGACACCAAAACACCAUGUCUUCACAUAUGUUGUUUUCACUUACAUUCUUCCUUUGUUCUUGUUUCAUCAUUUCGAAUGGAGCUUCAAACCCGAAUUCAAUCUACAAAUCUUUCCUCCAGUGUCUUCCGGCACAAUCACCUCGACCCGACCCGUCAUUUUCCGCCAUCGUUUACAGCUCCGUGGCCAACUCAUCCUCGUACACAACCGUCCUACAAGAAUACAUCAAAAACCGUCGUUUAAACACGACUGCGACACCUAAACCCGCCAUCAUCAUUACCCCGACCAAAGAGUCCCACGUGCAAGCCGUGGUCCUAUGCGCUAAGAAACUCCGUGUCCAAAUCAAGAUUCGUAGUGGCGGACAUGACUACGAGGGAAUCUCGUAUGUCUCAUCCGAAAAAAACUUCAUCGUACUCGACAUGUUUAAUUUCCGUAAUGUCGAUGUUAACAUCGCCACCGAAACCACGGUUGUCCAAGCCGGGGCUCAGUUGGGCGAACUCUAUUAUCGGAUUUGGGAAAAGAGUAGAGUGCAUGGGUUCCCCGCCGGAGUCUGCCCGACAGUCGGGGUUGGCGGACAUUUAAGUGGAGGCGGCUACGGCACCAUGCUUCGAAAAUACGGGCUAUCAGUCGAUCACAUAAUCGAUGCUAAGAUUGUCGAUGUCAAAGGUCGAAUUUUGGACCGAAAAUCAAUGGGUGAGGAUCUUUUCUGGGCCAUUCGCGGGGGCGGGGGUGCAAGUUUUGGUGUCAUAAUAUCAUACACUAUCAAACUAGUUCCUGUCCCCGCGGUUAACACCGUGUUCAGGAUAAUGAAGACGGUCGCAGAAAAUGCGACCGACCUCGUUCAUAAAUGGCAGACAAUUGUGUCUGCCAUGAACAACAACUUAUUCAUCAGAAUUUUAUUACAACCGGUGACGGUUAAUCGCCAAAAAACACUCCGGGCGUCGUUUGUCGCCCAUUUCUUGGGCGAUUCAGCGACGCUGGUAGCGGAAAUGAACAAAAUCUUCCCAGAACUGGGACUAAAAAAACAAGAUUGUACAGAAGUAAGCUGGAUCCAGUCCAUACUUUACUGGGCAAACUUCGACAUCAACACGACCUCGAUCGACAUCCUCCUCAACCGCCAUUCGGACAACGUAAACUUCUUGAAACGAAAGUCUGAUUACGUACAAACCCCGAUAUCAAAAUCCGGUUUAACCUCCAUAUUUAACAAAAUGGUUGAACUUGGUAAAGUUGGUUUGGUUUUCAACUCGUACGGCGGGCGGAUGAACGAAAUCCCCGCAGACGCGACACCGUUCCCUCACCGAGCUGGAAACUUGUUCAAGAUCCAGUACUCGGUGAACUGGAACGAUGCCGAUCCAAAACUUGAACAAGACUACAUGAACCAGAGCCGGGUUUUGUACAAAUUCAUGGCGGAUUACGUAUCAAAAAAUCCGAGGAGUACGUUCUUGAAUUAUAGAGAUUUGGAUAUCGGUGUGAUGAGUGGAACCGGUAUAAAUGGUUACAACUCCGGUAGGGUUUAUGGGGAGAAGUAUUUCAUGGGGAACUUUGAUAGAUUGGUGAAAAUAAAGACUGCAGUUGAUCCAGAUAACUUUUUUAGGAAUGAACAAAGUAUUCCUGUUCUUCCUGGUAAGUCUAGGAAGAUGACGAAGUUAAACUAGAAUAUUUGUGUUCCUAAUUUUGUCUGUGCAUUUUAGGGAAACUAUUGUUUAUGUGAUUAUGUAUCAUUGUUUAUUGUUUUCAAGUGCAUGUAAAUUGAUUUUUGGAAUAAGAUUAUAAAGGCUUAAAAGGAUAUGUUUAGAAUUUU